This is a messenger RNA of Stegodyphus dumicola, 1085 nucleotides long. Its product is annotated as small conductance calcium-activated potassium channel protein-like. Gene Ontology annotation, biological process: potassium ion transport. Gene Ontology annotation, molecular function: calmodulin binding; small conductance calcium-activated potassium channel activity. Gene Ontology annotation, cellular component: membrane. The record is from RefSeq and is a predicted model, not a curated record. Lineage: Eukaryota; Metazoa; Arthropoda; Arachnida; Araneae; Eresidae.
GCCUUGGUGGUAGCUGUGAUAGCAAGGAAACUGGAACUGACCCGAGCAGAAAAGCACGUCCACAACUUCAUGAUGGACACUCAGUUGUCCAAGAGGCUGAAGAAUGCCGCGGCGAGCGUUCUACGGGAAACAUGGCUCAUAUACAAGCACACGAAGUUAGCCAAACACGUCUGCCCUGGAAGAGUUCGUCUGCACCAGCGGAAGUUCCUCCUCGCCAUCUAUACUUUGCGAAAGGUGAAACUGGAACAGAGGAAGUUGAUGGAUAAUGCCAACACGAUAUCUGACAUGGCGAAGACUUCCAACAGCAUCUAUGAAGUCGUCAGCGAUCUUAGUCAACGGCAGAUGUCUUUAGAAGAUCGCCUUCAGAUUGCAACAGAACGAAUCAUAGCCAUCCAGGAAACCUUGGAUAAUCUGCCGGAUCUUCUGAUGUGCAGAAUCCAAGCUUGUCGAAAACCUUCCUACCACCAGCCAGCGACUGGACCCUCUUGGGCAAGUAUAUCAUCCGUCAACUUGCCUGCUUCUCAGAGACGAAGCUGCACGCUUGGCUUACCAACUGUCGUGCCACGAUCAGGUUCUGCCAACACAUAGCUGAAGCAACAGCAUCUGGCUGGAAUAGGCAUGUCUUCGUUCAUUGAGUGGACGAAGAGAAAACGAAUAUCUCGUCUUGCAAAGAAUCAAGUUCCCCAAAUGUAAUCCAUACGGUUUCUGGAUGAUUGUAUGGCAUUUCCAUAAAUCUGAGAUGACGAGAAAGAUGACACAAGCUUUCACAAUCUCCUGUUUGGGGAACAUCGAAUCAAUUUUACGAAAAUUAUUUGUCGUCGAACAUUCUAGGAUAUCGCUCCAAGCUUAUUGUUACUUCUGUUUCGGCAGCCGCAGGAAAAUUGUUUUAAGGCGUCUGCGAAGUUUUAGGAUUGAAGUUUUUUCAAUCUACCCCUCUAAAGCUGCAAGAAGAUAAAACUGUCGUAAUUGUUCCUAAUACAUAUCAAUUUGCCUCCUUUAAAAUGUCAUCCGGACCUACCUCCUUUAAAAUGUCAUCCGAAUGGAUCAUUGACGGAAAGAAACUUAACUGUAAUUAUUCGUUUGAU